Messenger RNA from Plenodomus lingam JN3, 1329 nucleotides. RefSeq lists its product as uncharacterized. The record is from RefSeq and is a predicted model, not a curated record. NCBI's taxonomy places the organism in Eukaryota, Fungi, Ascomycota, Dothideomycetes, Pleosporales, Leptosphaeriaceae.
AUGGCUAUAAAUUUCAUCGUCGAAGCUUGGACAGAGCUUGGACUCGCCGUGGUUUCAAUUCUUCUACGUCUGUAUUUCCGGUACACGCAAGUUGGGCUGAGGAGUUUGACUUGGGACGACUAUCUUGUCGUCUUAGCAGGGAUAUUCUAUGCUCUCGAGACAGCCGCUGCACACAUUAUCGUCGCACUUUUUGCAGGAAUGGGUACCAACAACUUCACGCCUGAGCAGCGCAAAACUCUUGUUCCAGGGUCAGAUGUUUGGAAUCAGGCUGUUAACGGGUCGAAGACACAUAUUUUUGGAUGGUUUGUGUACACCGCUCUUAUGUGGACGUUGAAGAGUUGUUGGACAAUUUACUACUCGCGCAUGAGGAACGGGCUGAAGAGGGUGGAUGUGCGGAUUAAAGUGGCGUGGUUUCUCAAUGGGACGUCUUAUAUUGCGGCAGUGUGUAUGAUCGUGUUCAAGUGCUGGCCGCUACAUCGACAAUGGCAAAUCUAUCCUGACCCAGGUGAUAAUUGCUAUCCUGGAGCUUCCAAGUUGAAUGUGACAUUCAUCAGCGUCCUCAACAUCUCCACUGAUCUCUACCUAAUGGCUAUUCCUUUACCAAUCAUUUAUAGGGCUCAUCUAGACAUCAAGAGAAAAAUCUCCCUUAUGAUACUCUUCAGCGGUGGUUGGAUCGUCAUUAGCUUCGGCAUUCUACGAUGUGUAACUCUAGUGACGGUGGGCCCAACCGAGCCCUCCGAAUCCGGUCAAUGGUCCGUUCGUGAAUCAUUCCUUGCGGUUCUUGUCAGCAAUGCACCGAUGGUCUUCCCGCUUGUCAAAAGAUGGUCUUGCGCAGCCAUGGGCAUUGUAUCUACAACUCGAAAAAACAGCAAGGGCAGCUUUCCGCUUGAUGAUUUUAGCAAGUCUAGACAAAGCAAACGGACUGUUGAGAGAUCUCACGAGAGAACGUCGAGAGAACACCGAAUUAUGCACCCCUUGAGCAUACCAAAUGAUACUGCUUGGGGCAGCGAUGAUGCCAUCAUCACGGUAAACAAGGAAACUAAUGAGAAUUUGCAGGAGGAUGAAAGCGGGGCAACAGCCCUUGAAGUAGUAUCUGAAACAAGUGUAGAAUCUUUCGCGAAAGAGCGAAGAUCGCAAAUGGGAGGCAAACGCAGUAGUAGCCUUUCGCCUGGUGACAUUUUGAUGGUUCGCGAGUGGACAACAAGUGAAGGCCAGGCGAUUCCUGGACUUGAUAGGCGGGAAGUUCAAGUUGAGACGGUGGGGCCAGUUGGCAUGCCAGACUCAGUCGUGAGGCUUGAGGAUGUGAGAAGGGUUGAGGCUAUUGCAUGA